This is a messenger RNA of Ictalurus punctatus (channel catfish), 2079 nucleotides long. Its product is annotated as rhamnose-binding lectin-like. Lineage: Eukaryota; Metazoa; Chordata; Actinopteri; Siluriformes; Ictaluridae. Gene Ontology annotation, molecular function: carbohydrate binding. The transcript has 13 exons. The coding region runs from base 308 to 1228 and encodes 306 amino acids. The record is from RefSeq and is marked provisional.
CAACCACAUGCUCAAUGUCUGGGGUGCUGAGAGCUUCAUGGUGUUACAUCUCAUCUAGAAAUAGCUUUAUAUAGCAAAACGUAACAGUUGUGGAGCCAACCAAGUAGGUGUGAAAGACAGGACUCAACUCAAUUUUUAAGCUGCAGCUGAUGAAGAUUCAAGGAGAAGCUGCGGUUCCAAAGACCUGAGAUCCAAAAUACAUCUAAUCGAACCACUCAACGGUGCCAAUAUUAGUGGAGAGCAAUUGCAGUGUUUCAGUGCUUGAAGUUUCAGCUUCAACUUCAGCGCCGAUCCAUCCAGAAUCACAAUGCUCUUCCUGAAGCUCACUCUACUCACCUUUAUUGCAGCUCAGGGCUUGUUUGUUUCUGGAGAGAAUAUGAUUACCUGCGAAGGUGAUAUCCAUCGCCUUACUUGUGACACUGGACUGAUAAAAGUGAAAUCUUCUCUGUACGGCCGUACUUACAAUGAUACCUGUAGUUUUAACUGGUCGCCAUCUGAGGUUGUCAAUACCAGCUGUUCCUUGAGGAUUUCCACUAUUGCUGAUAGGUGCAAUGGACUAAGAGAGUGUGAGUUAAAGACGGAUUUACUUGACACCCCUGACCCAUGUUAUGGAACUUACAAGUACUACAACACCACUUACGACUGCAUCAAUGGCCGGGUCACUGUGAUCUGUGAGCGUGGCUACAGCACACUGGACUGUGAAGAUGGUUCUAUUCAAAUCAUAAAUGCAAACUAUGGACGUGCUGAUUCGGUAACCUGCUCCAAUGGACUCUCUAACAGUUUGAUCAAGAACACCAACUGUUAUGCUCCAAACACACUCUCAACUGUGGCCGCACUGUGCAAUGGACAGAGGAGAUGCACUGUAGAAGCUUCACAAAAGAUCUUUACCGAUCCUUGCAGUGAGACUGUUAAAUAUCUCACUGUGUCUUACAUCUGCACUAGAGAAACUGUGACCUGUGAAGGAAAUACUGCUGUGCUGACAUGUGGUGCUGACCAUUUAAAGAUCGUCAGUGCUAACUACGGCCGAACCGAUUCAACCACAUGUGCUUCAGGACGCCCCCUGAGUCAAAUCUCCAUUACAAAUUGCUACACACCUAAUGCACUAAAUGUAGUGGCAGCUAGAUGUGAAGGAAAGAGCAGCUGUGUGGUGCCAGCAACAAAUGAUGUUUUUUCUGACCCCUGUGUUGGCACCUAUAAGUACCUGACAGUUGUGUACAUCUGUGUCUAACUAAUAACUUGAGGGAUUCCAGCUUUCUCCCCAGUCUCUUCAGCCUGAAAAGGAAUUAGACCGCAGUUUUGCUGUUGGUGCACUUAACAUUUGCAUAUUAUAUCAACUGCUGUAAUGAUUUUAUUUCUUAAAUGUACUUACUUUCUGUUAAAAUACUGUGCAGUAAAGUAUAGUCUAAAUGCAAGUAUACCAGGGAUGAGAGUUGUGCGUGUUUAUGUGCAGAGUUUAUUCAAAUUCAGACAGGUCCACUUUCAGUUCAACUUCAACUUUCAGACAGAUUGCCUCACAUUAUAGUGUUGGGUCUGAGUCCACCUUUGUCGAGUUCGAGUCGAGACCAAGUCCUUAACCAAUCGACUCCGAGUCCAAAAGGUGCAGAGUUUGACUCAAGUCCGAGUCAUUAAUGGUCGAAUCCGAGUCGAGUCCAGAAAGUAAUUAAAUUGAAAAAAGAUUUGAAAUUGCAAUUGUAAACUCACACUGAGCUGUUAAAUUAAUAUUUUAACCUUCAAAAACCAAUGGCAACAUAAACUUAACAAAUAAUCCCACUUUUACAUCUUGCCAUUGCCAUUUAAUAUUUUUAUUUCAUGUUAUCAGCACCUCAACUAGUUUCCUAUCAAAAAAAAAGGUUUCAAAGUAAAAAUGGAAUAUAGAGGUAUAUGUAGAACUUUUAUUAUAUUGGAAGUGUAUGAAAAUACAAAUUAACCUGUUUUGUUAUUGUAUCAAACUAUAUUGUGUCCUCCUGUUCGAGUUGACAUUUCAAUGAUUUGAUGCCUCUCCCCCACAGUUAUACAGACUGAGAGAGAGAGAGAGAGAGAGAGAGAGAGAGAGAGAGAGAGAGAGAGAGAGAGAGAGAG